UAAUUACUCAAAGAGUAUAUAUGUAGAAGUUGAGAGAUAGAAAGAAAGAACAAAGAGAGAUGGCUUCCCACCUCUCAUUUCCCACUCCCUCAGCUCUCCACUGCUCCUAUUUAAACUCCAAAUCUUCUUCUUUAUAUCACUCCAAUUUGAAGAAGAGGGUUGGGUUUCAUGUGAGCUGCAGCUCAGAGAAUGAGAGUUGUGCUUCAUCUUCUUCUGAUAAUCCACAAGAACCUGUGGUUGAAAAGGGAUCUCGGACGUCAAUCUCACGGAGAUGGUGUCUUACUUGCCUAUGCUCAACUGGAGCUCUGAUAAGCGCUUCUGGCCAGAAAGCAAUUGCCUUAGAUGGAAAUGAGAGAGCUUCCUGUCGGAACUGUGGGGGUAGUGGCGCUAUAAUAUGUGAUAUGUGUGGUGGUACAGGAAAAUGGAAAGCUCUAAACAGAAAACGAGCCAAAGAUGUUUACGAGUUCACUGAAUGCCCCAAUUGUUAUGGGCGAGGAAAACUUGUAUGUCCUGUAUGCUUGGGAACUGGUCUACCAAAUAAU
Messenger RNA from Nicotiana tabacum (common tobacco), 542 nucleotides. Lineage: Eukaryota; Viridiplantae; Streptophyta; Magnoliopsida; Solanales; Solanaceae. The record is from RefSeq and is a predicted model, not a curated record.